AUGGUGCUCGACGCCAUGCGACGUCGUUUCGCAAUCCUGGCGCUGUUUGCCGUGGUGCUCUCUAAGGCGCGGGCUGUGAUGCCAGGAAGCAGCUCGGCCACUUCAGCGAUGGAGUCAGCGGGCAGCGCAGCGAAGCACUCAGUUGACUUCGAUGCUGCAAUGAAAUGGACCAAAGAUCCUGCCUAUGGCAUGGACGAGAGCCUGAAGAAGGAGCUCCUGGCGAGUAGAGUUGUUUGUGCACGACGUUGCUCCUGCUGACAUUGCGAGUGGUUGCGUUUCGUCGACUUUCCGGACCAAAGGAUCGAGAAAGACACGAAGCUAAGCAUUUCUGGCUCGACACUGGCCGUGAAUACCAACAGCGCACGAACAGAGCAGACACGCCGGCAGAGAUAGCCGAGAAGCGCCGCAGGAUCCAUAUGCUGCUUGAUAGCUCGCGUAUUCACAUUCCCGAUGAAGCGCGAGCGCACUUGACAGAGUACAAGGACGACCCAGGCGAUGGUGGAGUGAAAGAUCUGGAAAUCACCAACAAGAUCUGGAUGGACACCAAGUUGGAGAGAAUGAUGCAUCCGAAAGAUUACGCCCAUCUUACCCGACACUAUGCAGAUAUGUCUCGUAAGCACUCCUUGUUGUUUCCAUUCCAUCGCACCCGGCUGGUAAACUUGCCGCCAGGGGAAGAGGAGCGCUUGUCCGCGGAAGGAAAAGCGGAAUUGGAAAGACUUCGGAAGGAAGAUCCUCCAAAACCUAAAAGUGGAUUCAAGUACGAGUUUGAUGGACCCGACGUUCCUCCUUGGCAUCUGCGACCAGUCGAUGAGCGAGCAGAUCCUCCGAAAAUCAAGCGUCUUCGCACGUCCUCGGGUCUUCACAGAUUCAGUAAGCCGCGCGCCACGACUCGUCGUCGUACAGGCCGCGUCACCUAUCAAGCCCACUCCCCCUUGCGCUCCCCAUCGCCCGAGCCGCAGUCCCCUCCUGCAAGAACUGCUUCUCCUGAAAGCUCGAAGAUGUCUACUGGUCGUUCGUGA
Messenger RNA from Ceraceosorus bombacis, 1019 nucleotides. Lineage: Eukaryota; Fungi; Basidiomycota; Exobasidiomycetes; Ceraceosorales; Ceraceosoraceae. The record is from the annotation of a GenBank genome assembly.